GCGAAUACUCCCAGCUCUGGCACACAAUUUCGCACAUGGAGUAAGACCUUCUUCGUAGAUCAUCUGAAAUGGAGAGACUCAAGUCCCGUCCUCACGCAGCAGAUCAAAUUACAACGAGAUCAGUCCGAUCGACCCAGCUUCAUCGAUCUGGCUGACGACGUCUUCGAGCACGUCCUGCAAUACCUACGAACGGGUAUCUUACCCGUCUUCUAUGAUCAAUCCAAGGGUCACGACUACACUUCCGGAGACGUUCGUCAAGAUCAAGACUGGCAACCAAACCUUUGUGACCAAGCCAUCAAGCUGGAAGGGCAAGAGCUUAUACUUCGAUCAACUGUUUUCGGGCAGGUGGAACGACAAAUCACCUGACGGCUCGUACUAUAUCGACACCGAUGCGCAGGUCUUCAAGCACAUCUUACUUUACCUUCGCACUGGCGUCCUUCCAAUCUUCUAUGACAAGACCACCGGUCAUGAUGAGAUACCCUACCACCAGGUCCUCAACGAAGCCGAGUACUUCUGCAUUGAUCGCUUAGUCAGGUGGAUCAAUGGAAAGACUUACCUGAAAGUCGUUGAUGCGGAAGUCAUCACGUGUGAUCUGUGGUGUCCGUCGCUUCCUUACGACAAUGGACCCAAACAGGAUUCGAAGAAUAGGAUACUCUAUCAAUGGAAGUACCCUGGGACUGUCAAUAUGCCGUUAGCGAGUAAUAUGGAAGGCGCCGUGGUUGCUUUUACAGAGACGAAAGGCAAGGAGACUGGUAUCGCAUGGCGAAUCAGCCGGAAAGAGUGGGAUUUCAACAGCGAUAUUUGCACCAAUCCAUUUCGCGAGCAAAUGUAGUCGCUCCCGGAGAAUCAAGAGGUAUCAUGAUAGAUAAGUCGUCGCUCGACAGCAAGGAUAUACCCCGACG
Molecule: messenger RNA, 902 nt
Organism: Dissoconium aciculare CBS 342.82
Lineage: Eukaryota; Fungi; Ascomycota; Dothideomycetes; Mycosphaerellales; Dissoconiaceae
Exons: 1
Coding region: 212-832 (206 amino acids)
Biological process (GO): protein homooligomerization
Source: RefSeq, a predicted model, not a curated record